Messenger RNA from Amyelois transitella, 1091 nucleotides. It is a transcript of the gene Non3, whose product is annotated as ribosome production factor 2 homolog. Gene Ontology annotation, molecular function: rRNA binding. The transcript is spliced from 5 exons. Gene Ontology annotation, cellular component: nucleolus. NCBI's taxonomy places the organism in Eukaryota, Metazoa, Arthropoda, Insecta, Lepidoptera, Pyralidae. The record is from RefSeq and is a predicted model, not a curated record. Gene Ontology annotation, biological process: maturation of LSU-rRNA from tricistronic rRNA transcript (SSU-rRNA, 5.8S rRNA, LSU-rRNA); ribosomal large subunit assembly. Bases 129 to 1070 code for a protein of 313 amino acids.
GCCGUCUUCCUUCGUCCUCGUACUUUUUUUUACCUUCCUUCAUCGAACUUCAUUCAUUUGUAUUUGUUUCCCACGUGCUUUCAUCGGAAAUUUUAAUUUUAUAUUAAUUUGCUAAUGAACUGUUUAAAAUGCCUGUGAUGCAAAGAAUAAAGAAACCUACAACACGAAGAGGCAAAAAGGUUUUGCAAGCGAAGGAGCCGAAGCCUGUUGAAGGUCCAAAACAAUGUUUAUUUAUGCAGGGGCGAAAUCCCUCUGAGCGUACCAGGAGCUUGCUGAAAGACAUCUAUGAUUUUAAGAAGCCCGAUGCAGCCUAUCUUACUCGCAAGAAUGACUUCGUCCCCUUUGAAGAUGCUUCGCUUAUUGAAAAAUUAUGUGACAAAAAGGAAGCUGCAUUAUUUGGAGUUGGUUCACACAGCAAAAAGAGGCCUCACAAUAUAAUUUUAGGAAGGACAUUCAACUACCACAUCUUAGACAUGAUAGAACUUGGUGCCGAGAACUUCAAGCCUAUGUCAGAGUUCCACAACAUGAAGGUCUUGGCUGGCUUGAAGCCAUGCUUACUGUUCAAUGGUCCUGCCUGGGAUCUAAAUCAAGAUUUGAAAAGACUCAAAUCUGUGUUUACUGAUUUCUUUCACAGAGAAAAGGUGGAAACAAUAAGACUACAAGGUUUGGAGCAUGUUCUUAGUUUCACGGCUACAGAAGAUGGAAUGAUUUAUGUGCGAUCAUACAGGAUAUCUUUGAAGAAAAGUGGACAACGCACUCCUAGAGUGGAGCUUGAAGAGAUUGGCCCUUCAAUCGACUUCAAGCUAAGAAGAACAAAACUAGCAGCUGAUGAUCUUUACAAAGAAGCUUGUAGAAUACCAAAGGAAGCAAAGCCGGGUGUCAAGAAGAACAUUUCGCGAGAUGCUUUUGGUUCAAAAUUGGGUCGUAUUCACAUGGGCAAGCAAGACAUUCACAAAUUGCAAACCAGAAAGAUGAAGGGAUUGAAGAAAACUCCAGAGGAAAGAAAGCAGAUGCUACUGAAAAAGAAAAUAGCAAAGAGAGCGGCAAAGUCUCCACAAACUGCAAAAUAAUAUAUUUUCUUUCAUUGUUUA